Microsporum canis CBS 113480 is the source of this 2085-nucleotide messenger RNA. RefSeq names its product tryptophan synthase. Gene Ontology annotation, biological process: L-tryptophan biosynthetic process. The record is from RefSeq and is a predicted model, not a curated record. The transcript has 3 exons. The coding region runs from base 1 to 2085 and encodes 694 amino acids. Gene Ontology annotation, cellular component: cytoplasm. Lineage: Eukaryota; Fungi; Ascomycota; Eurotiomycetes; Onygenales; Arthrodermataceae. Gene Ontology annotation, molecular function: tryptophan synthase activity.
AUGGAGCAGAUAAAGCAGACCUUUGUGAAAUGCAAGGAGGAGAAGAGGUCCGCUCUCGUUGCGUAUGUGACGGCGGGGUAUCCGGAGGCUAAGGAGACGGUUGAUAUCAUGCUUGCAAUGGAAGAUGGUGGUGCGGAUAUAAUCGAGCUUGGAGUCCCCUUUACGGACCCCAUUGCUGACGGACCUACGAUUCAACGCGCAAACACUCAAGCCCUUAAGAAUGGCGUCACGGUCACAUCUGUGCUUGAGAUGGUUAGGACUGCUAGACGAAAGGGUCUCAAGGCCCCUGUGAUGAUGAUGGGAUACUAUAACCCCUUGCUACAGUACGGUGAAGAGAGAAUGUUGAAGGAUGCCAAAGCCGCAGGUGUAAAUGGUUUUAUCAUGGUAGACCUGCCGCCGGAAGAAGCCGUGAGAUUCAGAGAUUUGUGCAAGAAGGAGGGGCUAUCGUAUGUCCCGUUGAUUGCACCCGCUACUUCAGAGGCUCGUAUGAAGCUGCUUUGCGGGAUUGCCGACUCCUUCAUCUAUGUUGUUUCCAGAAUGGGUGUCACCGGUGCUACCGGUACGUUGAGCACUGGGCUGCCAGAUCUUCUGAAGCGAGUCCACACAUACUCUGGAAACAUUCCUGCUGCGCUCGGAUUCGGCGUUAGCACAAGAGAGCACUUCCUCGAAGUUCAGGGUAUCGCUGAGGGUGUUGUCAUCGGCAGUCAGAUAGUGACUGUCCUAGGUGAGGCUGCACCAGGAGAGCGCCCGCAGAAGAUCAAAGAAUACUGCUCUAGCAUCACUGGCCGUACUGUCGAGCGCGGCCCUGUCCCAGAGGUACCAGCCGAAGCACCGGGCCUUGCUGACCAGCUUGAGGCUCUUAACGUUACCAAGAACCCUGCUGCUAUACCCGCACAGUUCGGUGAAUUCGGAGGACAGUUUGUUCCUGAGUCAUUGAUGGACUGUCUUGCUGAACUUGAAGCCGGAUUCAACGAGGCUAAGAACGACCCCAAGUUCUGGGAGGAGUACCGCUCUUAUUACCCAUACAUGAGCCGCCCAAGUAGCCUCCAUCUAGCUGAGCGUCUGACCGAGCACGCUGGCGGAGCCAACAUCUACCUCAAGCGAGAGGAUCUUAACCACACAGGCAGUCACAAAAUAAAUAACGCCCUAGGCCAAGUUCUCCUCGCCCGCCGCCUCGGGAAGAAGCGAAUCAUUGCUGAAACUGGUGCCGGUCAGCAUGGUGUUGCUACCGCCACUGUCUGCGCCAAAUUUGGAAUGGAGUGUGUCAUUUAUAUGGGAGCAGAGGAUGUUCGUCGCCAAGCUCUCAACGUGUUCAGAAUAAAGCUCCUUGGUGCAUCGGUUAUUCCCGUUGAGGCUGGAUCGCGUACCCUCCGCGACGCUGUCAACGAAGCUUUGCGCGCCUGGGUCGUCCAUCUCGACACAACUCACUAUGUCAUCGGCUCUGCCAUUGGAGCUCAUCCUUUCCCAACUAUCGUCCGAACCUUCCAGUCCGUCAUCGGAGAGGAGACCAAGGCCCAGAUGAAAGAGCUUACCGGCCGUCUACCAGAUGCCGUCGUGGCCUGCGUUGGCGGUGGAAGCAAUGCAGUUGGCAUGUUCUACCCCUUCUCAAACGACCCUAGUGUCAAACUUCUUGGCGUCGAGGCUGGUGGUGACGGUAUCGAUACCGCUCGGCACUCUGCUACCCUUACAGGUGGCUCCAAGGGCGUGCUUCACGGGGUCCGAACAUAUGUACUCCAAAACGAGCAUGGUCAAAUCUCUGACACUCACUCCAUUUCUGCAGGACUGGAUUAUCCCGGAGUUGGUCCUGAACUGAGCAACUGGAAGGAUUCUUCUAGGGCCAAAUUCAUUGCUGCCACCGAUGCAGAGGCCCUGAUCGGGUUCAGGACCAUCUCCCAGCUUGAGGGUAUCAUCCCAGCUCUUGAGUCCUCGCAUGCUGUGUACGGCGCAAUCGAGCUAGCCAAGACGAUGAAGAAGGGUGAGAACAUCGUGCUCAACUUGAGUGGACGAGGUGAUAAGGAUGUGCAAAGUGUUGCCGAUGCCUUGCCUGAACUUGGUCCUAAGAUUGGCUGGGACCUGAGAUUUUAG